AAUUCGGGCAGUUUGGGUUGGGUCACGUGCUUUUCAUUAAGACGUAUGAGUGCGUAGUGUGUAAUGUGGAUGGGUAUUGCUUUUGAGUUUGUGUCUGCGUGUUUGUGCGGGUGUGUGCUUUUCCAUGGGUUCAGUUGGUUCAAAGCUCAUGUCAUCACUCUCGAUGGUCGCUGUUGCCAUUAAAAAUAUUUUGAAGGUAACAAUAGUACGUAGAGAUUGUUCCAUAUAAAGGGUAUCCAGCAUGGGAGAUUGAAAUCACUAGAGCUCAAGUAAACUAGUUAGUAGUAUACUGCAGGAAUUUUAUGAUAACAAACGAAGGAAAGGAUGAAUGUAAUAUCUCAAGUGGAAGCACCGGAGGAGAAGACUGUGGAUCGUGAGAAGGUGUGUCCGCUUUUGUUACGAAUAUUUUGUGCAAACGGACGGCAUAACCCGUUGUCGGAAUAUGGACGUGGCAGUACCCCAGCUAACGAACUACAGAUUUAUACUUGGCUGGACUGCACCUUGAGAGAACUAAUGUCAUUGAUCAAGGAGGUGAAUCCAGAUGCUCGGCGUCGUGGCACUACGUUUGACUUUGCAGUCGUAGCUCCAGACCGCUUCACUCCGCGAUAUGUGAUGAGGGACAUCGGCAACACAAUGAACGGGCAACGUGGUGUGGACGACAAUAAGACGUUAGCAAAUUGCAAAUUUGAAAUUGGUGAUUUUAUCGAUGUGGCAAUUACAUUGCCAGGCAUUGGGCCUGUUGGACCGAUAUUACGGCGCAGUGGAGGAUUACCAAUCCGAGAUCGAUCCCCAGUACGGCGAAGGGUUUACUAAGUUAGCUUUAUACUUUGUAUGCAUUUUCGUUAACAAUACAUUCUGUAUAAUGACCUGCAUUUGCUGAAGGAUUAAAUUGUUUUUACAUGUUGCUUGUGGAAAUAAAUUUUUGAAUGAUGCAGAACAAAAUUCCACUUUUGGACAAUUAUUUAGCUUACUCAUCAUAGUGGUCAUGUGUAUUAUUCAUUAUUAGAAAUUGCUGCCCAAACAAAGGAACUUCGCCAAUCAACAUUUAAGCGGAAAAGUUCGCGUAAAAUACACGAUUAGCAUUAGAGAUUCUUGGUUUUAAAUUCUUUAUGAAUUUUAUCGUCACAGCAUUGUCGUGCUUUGCAGUUCAUUGUUGUACAUCACGAUAAAAUCACUUUAUUGUCUACAAAUCAAUAUAUAGGCUUAUACUGAAAAAUUGUUAAAUUUAUUGAUAAAAGAUUUAAUGUUUUUA
Molecule: messenger RNA, 1252 nt
Organism: Loa loa (African eye worm)
Lineage: Eukaryota; Metazoa; Nematoda; Chromadorea; Rhabditida; Onchocercidae
Exons: 5
Coding region: 325-813 (162 amino acids)
Biological process (GO): negative regulation of DNA-templated transcription
Cellular component (GO): nucleus
Molecular function (GO): transcription factor binding; transcription corepressor activity
Source: RefSeq, a predicted model, not a curated record